AUGAGUUCGAAUCCCGAACGUCCAAAAUAUCAUAUAGCGCUUAGUCCGGAUGGACAAAAUAUUGCUACAUUUAAUACAGUGACCUUGGAGUUGAAUGUAUGUUAUACACGGAAUUUAGAAUCUAUAAAAACGAUAAAAUUCAAAGGAUUUAACAAUGUAAACCCAUCGAAUCCUCGGCUAUCUUGGUCAUUGACUAUUUCCAAUUCUAUAAACGUUGGUACUCGUUUUGACACAUUAAUCGGUAUUUCGUGUUUCGAACAAAAUAAUAAUCGGAAAUACUAUGCAAAAGAAUCAACUUCUCGUGGAACUCUGGAAGAUUCUUCAUUGGAUAAUGUAGAACAAGGUCGUUCACUCAUAUCCAAAGUGAUUCCACGUACUUGGGUUCUUUCAAUGUUGUAUCAGGAUAGAUUAAUAACUUCAUUGGAUGAAAUUGGUGGAGUCAUACGGUUUCUUCCUAAUCCUCAAUCUCAAGCAAGUGAUUAUUUAGACUUGGUGAUAAUUCACGAGGAGGGAAUCUCAAAAAUCACGAUCGAAAACAAUUACGUAACUAGAUCCGGAUACUUUGAUCAAAAUAAAUCAAACAAACCUUCAGAAGAUUUCUUAUUUCCAACUGUUGUUUCUAACCAGAUUGAUGCUAUUAAAGAUAUUGGUGAUCCUAAACCAAAGUUACAAUUAUUUCAUCGGAGUAUAGAAAAAAAUUAUUUUAUAGUAGAAAAUUAUAAAAUAGAUUUGGUGGAAAUGUAUGAUCUAAAAACUAGUAAACUCCAUAAAACUUUUCAUGCACGAAAAGAAGCUCAUUCGAUUGCAAAUGGAUAUUCAAUUGUUGAAGUUUCGAAAAAUGACGUGUUAAUGGCUUAUUGUCGGGGUACUAAUAGUAUAACGAUAUAUUUGAUGGAAAACACAUUGGAAAUUGUAACAAAAAUAUUUCCAAAUCUUUAUAGAAUAAACUCAAUAGAUUUCAUUCAUAAUGACGAAAAAUUACUUUUAGUUGGUGAAGAAGAGAAGAAUAGUGGAUCAUCGGAAUUGAUUACAGUUAUUGUGAUUUGGGAUUUAUUUAGUACAAAGGAUAAUGCUAUUAGAACUUUUUAUGAUACUGAAAAUUUAAUCCCGGCAAGAUUUCAAGAAUCUUAUCAUAAAUUUUCCAGCGCUAGUGGAAUUAUUGUUUGUGUUAAUGAAGAUAAUGGAAAUGUAAUGUCAAUAGUUGAUCAUCCCUCUCUAAAAGAUACUUUGAAUCCACCUCCGAUUUCGUCGUCAAAACUUACUCAAUUGAAUUUUCUGGAAGCUCGAGAACAAACAGAUCAAAUUUAUCAUCUAAUUUUUACUCAAAAUGGAAAAUUCCUUGAUGCAAAACAGGAACCAAGACAUGUGAUUGUUGUACAUGGUACAGAGCCUUGGGUUCGCUAUAAGCAAUAUCCUCGUUUAUCAGCUUAUCUUAAUAAAGAUAAGAAUCAUCAAGUAAUUAUUGGACUAACAACAAUACAAGUAUGGAGGAGAGAAAAUAAUGGUUCAAAUAAGAGAAGUUUAGAGUACAUCUGGACAAGUCCUGAUAAUAUGACAUUUGAAAUUCAAAGUCUUUCAAUUGGUAAUGGGGAAUUUUUCAUAGAUUUAUCGUAUCAAGAUACAGGUGAACAUGACCAAAUUCAUUGGCCUCAUAUGUGUCACACUUUGAGAGAUGCGUGUAGCGCCCUUGAAUAUCUUUAUUAUAGACGAAAUGAACCAGAAUCAAUCAAGAAAAAGCGUAUGUUUAAUAUGAUAGUUAAUCAAACAAGUGAUAUUUUAAAGAGAAUCAUAACAACAAACCCAGAUCUUUGGAGUUUAACCGAUGCUAGAUACGAAAUAAUGCAAUCUUUGAUUCGUGGAAGAUGUGUUUCUUUGAUUAAAAGAAUUUUAUCCGAAAGUUUUCAAGGAACUAAUUCAAAAAUGGGAAAAAAUUUGCAUUUUCCUAGACUACAUGAAUGGCCUUUGGUACCAAAAAAAAAUUAUUAUGUAAAAGAAUUAUUUCAUAAACCAUGUUUUGGCGCAAAAGAAAUACAUCUCGACAUGUCUUUUAUAAAUCCCCAAGAUUUGCUUGAAGCACAUUAUAAAUCUAUUUAUGCUUUAGGUAUCUACCCGGCUCUUUUACGUAAAUCGAAAAUGAUGGAUCCGGCAAAACUUAAAAAAAAUUUAUCACAUAUCCAAAGAAUUUCGAGUUUAAAAGGCAUGUUAUCGUUCCAAGAAAUUGCUAGAGAAGCGGAAGAAACAAUCAUAGAUAAAAAACUUGGAUUUUAUGAUAUUAUUAAACGUGGUCAAUCAUCCUUGUUAACUAAUUUACUUGUUGUACCGCUUCCAGAUCAUAACAAAGUUCCUUUCAUAUUACGAUUUCUAAAAGUAUUAAUUUGGCCACGUGGAUAUGCCAUCACUGAAGACACAAAUUGUAGUCCAUUCCUUCGAGCAAUUCGUCGUGAUAAUAGUGAUGAGUUAUUUAGUAAUCCUGCGAUAGCAGCGAUAAUCGAUUAUAAAUGGUCAACAGCUCGUAGCCAUUUUUUACGUCACGCUUUUAUUUAUAUUGUUUUCGCUAUCUUAUUCGCGUUCCUUACUGGAUUGACAGAUGAUGGAUUGAAUUUAGAACCUUUUAUGGAUAAGAAUUUAUAUUUAGGUUUACUGUUUCUAUAUUAUUAUUUGGGAUAUUAUUUAAUAGUUAUUGAGAUUUCGCAAAUGAAACGCGAAGGAUUCCUUAGAUAUAUUAGUAUGUACAACUUACUUGACUUGGCGUCUUGCCUUCUACCAAUGGGUCUGGUUGUUACGUCGAAUAUAUAUGUGAUGUUUGAAUCUACUGAUUCACUUCCCAAAAGACAGUAUAGCAUUGCUUUGGCGUUUACCGCUCUUAUUAUGUGGGGACAAUCGCUUUUGUUGUUGCGAUAUUUUAAACGUCCAGCAACUUAUAUUUAUAUUAUAAUGAAUAUCUUGCAAAAAAUUUGGCCAUUCUUAGCAUUCAUGUUAAUAGUUAUUUUUGGUAUAGGUCAUGCAAUGUACCUGCUUUUACGAAAUCCACCUCAAAUAGAUCUAGUUGCUAGCGGACAAAAUUAUUUAAUUUUAAAUGCUACAGAUCCAAACUCGCCAAAUUUAUUUCCUGAUGUUAUUGUCUCACAAACAUCCGAUCCAUUUAAUAUUAAUGAUAAUUACUUUUCGAAUAUUUGGAAAUCAAUUGAAAGUGUUUUCUUUUGGAUUAAUGGUAGAUGGGAUCAACUUAAUCAAUGGAAUUUUAUACCUAUUGACAUAGUAACUCUUCUUGCUAGUAUUUUACUUACCACAAUCAUGCAAAAUAUGUUGAUUGCAUUCAUGACGGGUGCAUUUGACGAUGCUCAAUCAUCGGGUGAAGAUGCGGUUUUAAAAUAUAGGGCAGAUCUAAUCGCAGAAUAUGAAACUUUGGAAAAACUAUUUGGACCGUCACGCGAAGAUCCACGUUACAUUUAUUACGUUGGAAAAGCUGAUGAUUUAACUCAAUGGUUAUCAAAAGCAGAAGAAUAUCGUGUUCAUGAACAUAAACCUAACGGAAAAAUGAAAAAGCAUAAUAGAAAACUUUCUUUAAUAGUUGGUAGUGGAUCGGGAAGUAGUAAUAAAGAUCUUCAAGCAGUCGAAGAUAAAAUUCAACCUGGCAUUGACGAUUUACAAGAAAAGAUUAAAGGUAUGGAAUAUAAAAUUGAAAAGAUUUUAGAGCUGUUGAUAAAACAAGAGAAAUAA
Molecule: messenger RNA, 3720 nt
Organism: Dentiscutata heterogama
Lineage: Eukaryota; Fungi; Glomeromycota; Glomeromycetes; Diversisporales; Gigasporaceae
Source: the annotation of a GenBank genome assembly